GGUUUAUUUUUUAGAUUUAUAUUGUCACUCCUCCUUCAGCAAAUAUACAUCACUCCAGUCCGUGCCGAUGUCCAAUUUUCCUGGCCCAUAACUGAAGCGUUGGUAGUCGUAAAGUUUACUAGCAUGUGUGGCUUCCUGGCUUCCUCCGUGUCUGAAGACGCUCAUGAGCAUGUCCCAAACACAAAUGGCAAAUGUGGCAGAGAGCCUUUUAUUUUGAAGGUGACAGCAGGAAAACGUGCAUUUGCUCCUUCUCUCCUCCGCUUGACUGCAGCAGCUGAGUGGCCGGGGCUGGUCAGUGUUGACAGUGGAGCGGCAGGAGACCCUCCUCUGCUCGGAUCAUGCAAGCAUGGGGAUAUUUGGCGGAAAAGGCAGUUUGACAGCUCUCUCAAAGCAAAGAAACAUGUGGAGGACCCUCACCCUCUCACUGAUAGUUGCUCUGGCAUUGGGCACAGAGGGGCAUUAUCAGCGGGCGGCAGAUCAAAAUGUCUCCGGACUGACGCUUAUAAACCUAUCGGAGCAGCGGAACAUUUAUCAUAGCACUGAGGUGUCCCGGUCUGAGGAUGUGGGGUCCAUGCUGGCUGUCAACGGAGGAGCGGAGGAGCAAGAGGAGAAUUUCAAUGACAUUUCCAAUGGACUCGGAACCUCCCGCCUACAGAUCCUGGCUGCUCAGUUUGAGUGCUACCUGAAGAUAAUCCAUGAUCCGCCGUUUACAGAAGAAGGUUCGUACUGUAACCGUACGUGGGACGGCUGGCUGUGCUGGGGGGAUUCAGGUCCAGGGACUGUUAUGCAGAUGUGUCCUGGAUACUUUACUGACUUUGACCCUGCUGAGAAGGUUACCAAAGUGUGUAAUUCUGAUGGCCAGUGGUUCCACCAUCCAGAGAGCAACAGAGUCUGGACUAACUACACCCAGUGUCAGUUCUACACCAAGGACAAACUCAAGUUUGCGAUCAGUCUUUACUACCUGGCCAUGGUGGGUCACGUCCUGUCCAUUGUGUCCCUGAUCAUCUGUCUGAUCAUCUUCUCCUACUUCAAGAGUCUGAGUUGCCAGAGAAUCUCCCUCCACAAGAACAUGUUUCUCUCCUUUAUCUUCAACUCCAUUAUUACCAUAAUGUGGCUCUCACUUGUGGCCAAUAACCAAGCAAACCACGCCAGCAACGAAGUGAGCUGUAAGAUCCUGGCUGUCCUGGUUCACUAUACGUCUACUUCCAAUUACUUCUGGAUGCUGUGUGAAGGCAUCUACCUCCAUACACUAAUCAUAGUGGCCGUCUUUGUUGGGGAACAGCAGCUCUUCUGGUACCACGUCUUGGGAUGGGGUUUUCCCAUUGUUCCUGCUGUCAUAUACGCUGUGGCUCGCGGCCUCUACUUCAACGACAAGUGUUGGAUCAGCUCAGAGACACACCUGCUGUAUAUCAUCCAUGGGCCCGUUCAAGCUGCACUGCUUGUGAACUUUUUCUUCCUCCUGAACAUCGUCCGGGUCCUGAUCACCAAGCUGAAAGAAACCCACUGCGCCGAGAGCACGGCCUACAUGAAGGCGGUGAGAGCCACCCUCAUCCUCGUCCCUCUGCUGGGAGUCCAAUACAUCAUAUUCCCCUGGAGGCCAGACGGACGCAUCAGCCGGGCCAUCUAUGAUUUCUUUAAUCACAUCUUCAGCCACUUCCAGGGACUCCUGGUGGCGAUUAUAUUCUGUUUCUGCAAUGCUGAGGCCCAGACAGCGCUGCGGAGGAAGUGGGUUCAGUGGAAGUCCGCCUGGGGUAAAACCGGCUGGGGAAACACACCCAUCACCAACAGCCACUUCAACUACCACAGCUCCUCCAUCACCGAAACCAGCCGCGCCACCAUCAACUUGGAGGCGCCCGUUCCUGCACCUCCCGGACACGGCGAAAACUUCCUGUCCAACGGUGGGCAGAAGAACAACAAGACGUGCAGCAACGGGGACGCCGACGUGUUCAGCAAGCUGGAGACCACUGACAUCUGACUGGAGCAAGCCGAGAGGUGACGGUUGUGGUACCAAAAGCAAACACGCUCACUUGUAUGUGUAGACACAGAAAGGGCAACACAGAGAUUGCAGGUGAAUCUUCAACAUAAAGGUUUUGUGAUUGUACAAAAGUUCUGCAAAGCACUUAAAAAAAAAAAAAAAAAAAAAACAUGUGGUGCUCACACACACACACACACACACGUUUUUACAGUAAGUAAAACUUUUCCAAAAAAUCUAAAAAUCAUUUAUAUCAUGGUGUCAUGAAGUCCACUUGUGUGUUUCUGUAUUGUUGUUCUGGUUUUUAUGAUGUAUUUCCUAUCAGAGCGGAGAGAAAGGGGCAAACCUGCGACUUCUGAUAUCACAAAUGCAGAGUUGCGUUUGUGUAAUCUUGCCUUAUGAAGCCUCUGCAUGCUUAACCAGUGCUCCACUGUGACCAAUAAACGUCAUAGCCCACUGAUGUGAUCUAAAUGCUCUUUUACAUGCUUUUAUCUAAGACAGAUAAUAGAAUCUUCACUGGCCUGCAGAAAGCCAAUAUCCCCAUUGAGUCUUUUUUUUUUUCAGAAAAUCCAGUCUCUUGUGUUAACAUGGUAGACAACAAAAGCAACACACAAUCAUUGUUCAAGAGUUCCUGUGUACAUGUAAGAAAAAUAAUAAUUUUAUUAACUUUUUUUUUUAAAUGCAUUUUGGUCUUGUCUGCCUUACACAGGUAAAAAACAUAACUAGGCCUAUAUGUUUGACAGAAUCUGAGGAAAGACCUAAAAAUCUGACUUGUAUAUUAGCAUAUAGAAAACCUCUUACGUACUAAUACAGGGUGUAAUCGAAACACUGAGCUAAAAUCCAAAUUGUAGUAACUGCCUUCAGGUGGCGUAUUGCCAGGGUUUCUAGUAGGAAUGUUGUCAUCACACUUACUGCAAUUUCUGUCACAGCCAGCCAAAACAUCAGCUAAAGCAACACGGUCGCUAAAGCAAGUCAGCUAAAGCAAGUUGUUAGCUACAGCAGUAUAAGCAAAAUAAGCUAAAACAAAGCAGUUAACACGCCUGUGGUUAUAUCAAGUUAAAGCUAAUGAAUAAUCACAGCUAGCUUCAGCUAAAGCUAAACCUGCAUUUAUUUAGGCCUGCUGAUUUCCUAUCCAUUACGUGUAUUUGGAAUCUAUCUACUUUAAUGACAUCUAGUAAUUCAGUAAUUGUUCUUCCAUAAAAAUAAAUGAGACAGUGGGUGAAGAAAAAAGCCGCAAACAUUACCAAGCUAAAAAUCCUGCUAACAGUAAAGCAGCACAGUAGCAGUCGGGUCUCUUUUUGACCCUAGCCUCGCGAAAUUCGUAUCGUUUUUGCUGUGGUCAAAUCAAAUGUAAAAUCAUUAAAUUGUAAAGCACUACACAUUUCAGUAUAAGGUGGACAGAUAUACAUUUAUGCUGAUGUGUAACUGGAUUUUCUUAAACGAACUAGUUAAAAUGGGCAAGAGGGCUACCCAAAAAGAACCUCUGCGUUUUGUGAAGAUUGGCUUUAAGUAGUGUUUGCAGCUACACUAUACAUUUUAAAAGUUGACUCCACCUUAGAAUUAAGUCAGGAAACCUCAGAAUUACCACGUAAUCUAGACUAUUAUGUGCAAGUUCUACAAGCUAAAAAGUUUUAACAACUUAAACUAUUGUGGUCGACUUUAGUUUGUCACCUUGAAUUCCUUCAAUAUCUUUCCUCGGUCAGGUCACUUUGUCUCAGGAUCUAUGAUAAUGUUUGCGGGGGAGUAAAACAGAGACUAUAAAGGCAGAAAAUGAUGGCAUUACAGCUUUUACAUCAAUUAUUGCCAUCCAACCUGUGAACUUUAAACCUUUUUGCCAACUUCAGUUUUUUUGUAGUUCAUUGGAUUUGCCUUUGUAGGGCAGUAACGUUAGAAUAAGAAUCUUUUCCAAAUGUUUUUUUGGACACUAAACUGAGGAAACCCUUUAUGCCCCCAUUAUUGCUGUAAAAUGAACAUUGACGGUUGCUAUAUGUAUUCCUAAAUGAACCUUUAGUUUGACAAAGUCGUUAUAAUUGAGGCCGACAUUUGUGGCAAUUGAAAGACCUUGCUGAGUGUGGAACUGACUACGUUUGAAGGGGCUGUUCAUGGCUGAUAUCAGCUCAUGCAGCCUGGUAAGAGACAAAACUGUGGAGAUCUGUAUGCGAGUAAAUUUCUCCCCGAGUGCAACAGGCUGCCUGCCCGACAGCUAAAGAUGUGUUUAAGUACUCUACCCCAUAUGUUGAGCCUCACCUGAUUUAAACCCAUUUACCUCCAGGACUAAAUUAUGGGCUGAAACAUUAUGGGUUACAAACUGACCUACAUUGAAAAUGGGAGCAGAGUUUUGAGUACAGGAGAAUCACUGGUGCAGAGAUAAUCGAGCUGUGGGGUGCUGCAAUCAUUUCACCCCUGCUGAUUCUCCUCACUCACUCCAUUAAAAACACAGCGUCGGGGUGUAUUUUGUAGUACAGUAAAAAAAAACACCAUGGUGUGUAUCACAAAUAGACUAUCCAGCUUUGUUACAAUUGAUGGGGGUGGGGUUGGGGGAUCUAACUAUUUCAUUUCCUACAAUCCUUAGUUUUUAUCAUGACAUUCAUUGUAUUGUAAUACAUCCGAUGAAAACAACAAAACAUGACAUUGUGCUCCAUGUCUAGAAUUCCAUUUUGAAAUGUUUCUGUGCCAAAAAUGUAGCUUUUUACAGACAAAACCACACUUUGCAAGUUAGUGUGUAAAAUGUUGGCAACACAUUUUUUGCCCAUCUCUUCCCUUCAGUCAGCAUGAGAAGAAGAUCAUUUCAAAGAUGUGUGAUGUCUUUUGUGAUUACAGUGUCCAGAUGCUUUGUCAUAUUCUGUGUUACUGUUGUUUUGAUCCUUAACAUAGACUGUUUCCCUGUUUUUAUUAUUGUUACAAUAUGCUUUUUUCAAAUACAACAAUGCACAAUCACUGCCCCUUGAUGGAGAUGUAACUAUUGCACAUGUACCAUGCUGUACGUACACUGGCACCCUUUGAAUUUGGAAGGCUGAGCAAGCCUUGUGCUCAAAGGUUACACAGUAGCACAUUUAUUUGGCGUUCUCUCCAAGCACAUUGCACUGGGAACACAGAUGUUCCGGUGUGGAUACAAGCAGGGUACACUGACCCAACAAAACAAUGUUGUGGUAAGAAAAGAGCCGAGUAUGAGAAAGUUCUGUUAAAAGGCCUGUAGGUUGUCUCUCAAUUCAUUCUGCACAGGGAUCCUACCCUUCACAGUGCUGCCCAGUAGAGAAAAAAAAAGCUGUCAUGGUCAUAUUUGUAGAGAAAUUUGACAAACAUUCCAAUGAAAGCUCAAAAGAAAUGUUCGAUUUAAGAAUAUGAUUGUAUAUAUAUUUUUAACACUGCCUUUUAUGCGUGGAAAUAAAGUUGUUUGAACAUAAACCCUG
Acanthopagrus latus (yellowfin seabream) is the source of this 5382-nucleotide messenger RNA. It is a transcript of the gene calcrl2, whose product is annotated as calcitonin receptor-like 2. Gene Ontology annotation, molecular function: calcitonin receptor activity; adrenomedullin receptor activity; calcitonin gene-related peptide receptor activity. Gene Ontology annotation, biological process: cell surface receptor signaling pathway; angiogenesis; adenylate cyclase-activating G protein-coupled receptor signaling pathway. The transcript has 14 exons. Lineage: Eukaryota; Metazoa; Chordata; Actinopteri; Spariformes; Sparidae. The coding region runs from base 347 to 1975 and encodes 542 amino acids. Gene Ontology annotation, cellular component: plasma membrane. The record is from RefSeq and is a predicted model, not a curated record.